CUGGCUGCUGCUUGUCCUGCCCUCCUCUGUAAUUCUGAGAGUUUGAGUCAGUAGGAGUGAACUGCUAAGUGUAUCCUGCAGUCUCUCAGAGCGCACACUGACUCCCCUUGUAUGAUGUCUCCUCUCAUUGCCCGCCUGCUGCUGCUUGUCUGCUUGGCUUUACCUCUCUAUGGCGUGGAAAAGGUGAGAAAUAGAGGAUACCGAAAGGAUCCUGACGCUGACAAGUUUGGCAGUUGCAUGCAGGGGCCAGCAGGCACCUCUGGCAGAGAGGGUAACCCUGGUACCAACGGCAUCCCGGGAACGCCGGGUAUUCCAGGUCGCGAUGGGCUGAAAGGCGAGAAAGGCGAAUGCAUCAACGAGAUCUUUGAAGAGGUGUGGAGGCCCAACUACAAGCAGUGUGCCUGGAACUCUCUGAAUUAUGGGAUUGACCUGGGUAAAGUAGCUGACUGUACGUUCACCAAGCUUCGUACAGACAGCGCCCUCAGAGUCCUCUUCAGCGGUUCCCUCAGACUCAAGUGUAAGAAUGCUUGCUGCCAGAGGUGGUACUUCACCUUCAAUGGAGCAGAGUGCACAGGACCCCUGCCCAUAGAGUCCAUCAUCUACUUAGACCAAGGAAGUCCUGAGCUCAACUCAACCAUCAAUAUACACAGAACAUCCUCAGUUGAAGGGCUGUGCGAGGGUGUCAAAGCAGGGCUGGUGGAUGUGGCCGUGUGGGUUGGGACCUGCGCCGACUAUCCCAGAGGUGACGCAUCUACAGGGUGGAAUUCAGUAUCCAGGGUUAUCAUUGAGGAACUGCCCAAAUAAAUGAAAAGAUUACACGUGUGGGAGGCAUCAGUCCUGGUACUAUGACAGUAUGUUAUCUGGCCCUCCAAAACGAUCAGGUAUGGUUUCCUGAGGCGCCACAGCAUCACUGAUGGUAACUUGAAUGUUUUAUUUUUAUUUUCUUAAAAUACCAUACUAGCCGACAGGCCCAUAAACAAGAAUACUGUGUCAUUCUGUCUACCAGAAAUAAACGUUGUACUGUAGCUUUUCUGCUUAUGGGUGCUGUUGGUAACCUUUCAAUGGUCAUUGACAAUACUUAAACUACGUACUCAUGUGACAUGUUUAUAUUCAUUAUAACUGUUAAUAAAGUCAUCUUUUUU
Molecule: messenger RNA, 1142 nt
Organism: Eleginops maclovinus (Patagonian blennie)
Lineage: Eukaryota; Metazoa; Chordata; Actinopteri; Perciformes; Eleginopidae
Product: collagen triple helix repeat-containing protein 1-like
Exons: 4
Coding region: 112-804 (230 amino acids)
Source: RefSeq, a predicted model, not a curated record